UUAUCUUCCCUUCCGUCACUGCCUCAGCCCUCAGUACCUCAAGUCCUCAUUCCUCAACCUCACCCUUGCGUUCUCCUUCUCCCUCACGCAGUAGCUCUUGCCCCUGCAGACAGCCACCGGCCACACCGCCCACAGCCCACAGGCGACCUCACUCCCUGCCGACAGUCACCGGCCACCGCAUACUCCUCCCCUCUCCUCACAGGCGGAUUUGAGGAAGUGCAAGACUCCUACAUACAGAACACUUCAAGGUUGCUGAUCAUCACUAUUCUUAACAGAACAACAUGUGGGCUGGCUGAGUAACUCGACUACUAUUCUUGUGUGUUAUGUUAGAUAAUACAACAUUAAUAGAAUUUUUAAUCAAAUGAUCCGGGCCUAGAUUACCCUACCAACGAGAUUAAGGAGUUUUUAUUGGCAUGUUAUUGGGCUAGUGCAAGAUGUUUCUCGAGUGCAAUGAUUUCCAAAAUCACUUGGGAGCAUUAUUUCACGUGGCAACUUUUUAAAUCAAUUCAAUGGCGAUUGCAAUGGGUUUGAGUCCUAGGCUCGUAAGUUAUGGGUUUAGCCCUAAUCCAAAGAUCUUAUAUGGAAGAAUUGAUUCCAUUGCUUCAACACUAGCUGGACGACUCCGUCCUAUCCGAGCCGUGCAAGAUGGCACAGGCCCUCGAAGAUUAGUAGACAUUAUUCGCACUAUACCUGAUUUGUCAAGAAACUAUUUCGAGAAACCUUCUCGAAGGGCGCUCUUUGGAGGAAUCGCCUUAUUAGGUGGAUUUUAUGUUGCACAAACAAUUUCUUUGUCCUUUGGAGCUUUGGGUGUAAAUGAUGUUAUUGCUGCAGUAUUAUGUGUGCUCCUCACAGAAUAUGCAACCAAAUUCUAUUAUAGUCGAUCCAAGAUCCUUAUUUAUUGCACCAUUUACAACAUACUUUCUUGCUUUGGCUGCUUAUUUACUGAAACAUAUGCAACAUUGCAACCUCACGUUUGCAGUGAAAGGUCAUGGCUAUUUUCACAAAAAACGCCAACUCUUACAAGGGAUUGCUUAAAGAAGUAACAACGCUUUUGGGCUUUCUUGAGCCCCUGUAUGGUACAUUGAAUGCUGCAUCAAAUGUGGCUUGUGUUAUUAUUUUUGGUAGAAAAGGAGCGAGUCCCUAGUUUAGAGUUGGUAAGGUUUUUGCGGACUUGCUUGAAUUGGAAGAAUCAACAGCUGAUCAUUGUUUGCAGACUCUUGUAACAAACUUUGGACUUUGUGUUGAACAUAUGGCCACGCCCAAGUGUGAGCAAUGUGAGAAGUGUAAGAGCUACUUGCUGUUGUUCGUUAUAAAUGGGGAUGUUGAAGGAAUAGGAAAUGUUGAAGUAAAGCCUGAAACUUGUAUACAUUCCUCUCAAGACGAAUGUCCAACUCCAACUGAUUUUGCAUCUCAGAUUCCUUGUUCUUCUAUACCUCCUCCUCCCAAAAAACGUAGAGUAUCUUGGAUUCAUACAAUAGCCCCUUAGACUCCUCAGUUAAUUCGAUUGCCUCCUGAUUUUCCUUCUUUGUUCCCUAAGAGGAAGGCCGGCUACUAAUUCUUAUCAUGUUGCUUUAUGUCCAAGUAGCUUUUGUAUAGGUCUUUUGUUUUCGGUGUAUAUCACCAUGGCUCAUUUGUAACGCCCUUCAGAUCAGAGUUUUGGAAAUGUACUUGCUAUUCCUAAAAGGAAAUUAUUUGUAUUUACCUUUGACAUUAAUGAAGUUUUAACUGAUUCCUUCGUUUAAAUACUCUUUUAUUAGCUUUAGUUCAAAAUUAAUGAAGUUUUAACUCAUUC
This is a messenger RNA of Amaranthus tricolor (Joseph's coat), 1792 nucleotides long. RefSeq lists its product as uncharacterized. Bases 510 to 1043 code for a protein of 177 amino acids. The transcript is spliced from 5 exons. The record is from RefSeq and is a predicted model, not a curated record. Lineage: Eukaryota; Viridiplantae; Streptophyta; Magnoliopsida; Caryophyllales; Amaranthaceae.